AUGAUCGCGACAACAAAUUCACCAGAACGCGGAACGCAGACGAUAACUUAUCAAAAACUGUUAUGCUCACCCACUUUUGCUAGUGGGUUAAAGCAAAUCCCAAUUUAUUUCUGUGCAGCUAACAUUCUCAUCUCCCUCGCAGUAUUCAUUGGGAAUUUCCUUAUCCUUGUUGCCCUAAACGAGGAAGGUUCCCUUCAUCCACCUUCCAAACACUUGUAUCGUUGUCUGGCCGCAGCUGAUCUGUUAGUUGGUCUUGUUACUCAGCCUUUCUUUGCUGUUUAUCACAUGUCCUUAGUUUACGGACAUUGGAGUCUUUGUCGAUGUUCAAUCGACGUAGUCUACAUCACAAGCUAUACAUUAUGUGGAGUAUCAUUGUUAACGUUGACGGCCAUUAGCGUGGACAGACUUCUCGCCCUGUUGUUGGGAAUGAGAUACAGACAAAUCGUAACUUUGAAACGCACGUACAUCAUUACAGCCAUCCUUUGGAUUAUAUCCGGUGUUGCUGCUGCAUUUUACCCUUUAAAUCUUCAAAUAACCCGUUUGUAUGGUAUUAUAAUUGCAAGAAAAACUCAUUCUUCACAUAUAAUAAUCGUUGAUGGAAUAACGUCGCUUGCAGUGUACUUAAACUCAGCCUUGAACCCGUUUAUUUACUGCUGGAAGAUAAGAGAAGUGAGACAAGCAGUAAAGAAGACAAUCAGAAGAGCACUUUGUUGUACAUGGACUUAG
Pocillopora verrucosa is the source of this 726-nucleotide messenger RNA. NCBI's taxonomy places the organism in Eukaryota, Metazoa, Cnidaria, Anthozoa, Scleractinia, Pocilloporidae. The record is from RefSeq and is a predicted model, not a curated record.